Messenger RNA from Porites evermanni, 3850 nucleotides. The record is from the annotation of a GenBank genome assembly. NCBI's taxonomy places the organism in Eukaryota, Metazoa, Cnidaria, Anthozoa, Scleractinia, Poritidae.
AUGGCGAGGAGAAAUCACAUGAGCGACAAGGACGAUCAUCAAAAUGGACUCGCAGUUCCUAAACAAACAAGAGACAAGGAAGAAGAAAGCGUUACAGAUUCUCAAAGCAUCGUCAAUCCGUUUCUUGACAAAUACGCAUAUAUAAUACAACGAUACGAGCAGUGCCUUAAGUCUGCAAAAGACGUUGGAGACAGGAAAGGAGAAGGAGAGGCGUUUCGUAAUCUUGGAAAUAUCUUUUACAGCCUUGCAGAAUUCCAGAAAGCCAUAGACUAUCAUGAACAAUAUCUUACGAUCACCAAAGAAGUCGGAGACAAAGCAGGAGAAGGAAAAGCGUAUGGUAACCUUGGCAUCAACUAUGACAGUCUUGGAGAUUUCCGUAAAGCCGCAGACUACCAUGAACGACAUCUGGGGAUUGCAAAAGAAGUCGGAGACAGGGCAAUAGAGGGAAAAGUUUAUUGUAAUCUUGCCAAUGUCUAUCGCAGUCUGGGAGAAUUCCAAAAAGCCAUAGACUACAAUGAACAACAUCUCAUGAUCGCCAAAGAAACUGGAGAUAGGGCAGAAGAAGGAAUAGCCUAUGGCAAUCUUGGUACAGUCUAUCUCAAUCUUGGACAGUUCCAAAAAGCCAUAGAGUACAUUGAAUGUCAUAUUAAAAGUUCCAAAGAAGUUGGUGACAGGACAGGAGAGGGAACAGCGUAUGGUAAUCUUGGCAUCGCCUAUCGCAGUCUUGGAGAAUUUCCAAAAGCCAUACACUUCAUUAAGCAACAACUAAAGAUUGCCAAAGAAGUUGGAGACAGACCAGGAGAAGGAAACGCUUAUGGUAAUCUUGGAAACGUUUAUACUGGUCUCGGUGAUUUCAGGGGCGCAGCUGAGUGCCAUGAACGACAUCUUAAGAUUGCCAAAGAAGUCGGGGACAGGUUAGGGGAAGGAAAAGCGUAUGGUAAUCUUAGCAUCGCCUAUCGUAGUCUCGGAGAAAUCCAGAAAGCUAUCGACUAUAGUGUACAAGAUCUAAAGAUCGCUAAACAAGUAGGAGCCAGAGCAGGAGAAGCUAUAGCAUGCAGUAUUCUUGGCAACGCCUAUCGCACCAUUGGGGAAUUUCAAAAAGCUAUAGAAUACCAUGAACAAGAUCUUAUGAUUGCCAUAGAAGUCGGCGACAGAGCAGGAGAAGGAAAAGCGUGUAGUAACCUUGGCAACUGCUAUACCAGUCUUGGAGAAUACCAAAAAGCCAUAGAAUACCAUGAACGUGGUGUUAAGAUUGAGAAAGAAGUCGGAGACAGGGCAGGAGAAGGAAUUAGUUAUGGAAAUCUUGGCAACGCCUACAAAGGUACUGGAAACCUCCAAAAAGCAAUAAACCAUUAUGAAAUGUAUCUUAAGAUUGCCAAAGAAAUCGGAGAUAGGUCAGGAGAAGGAACAGCGUACGGUUGUCUUGGCAACGCCUAUGAUGAUAUUGGAGACUUUCAGAAAGCCAUCGACUUCUACGAACAACAUCUCAAGAUUGCAAAAGCGGUCGGAGACAGGAUACAAGAAGGAAAAGUGUAUAGUAAUAUUGGCAGCGUCUAUGACAGUCUUGACGAGUUGGAAGAAGCCAUUCAUUACUAUGAAAACAGUGUCAAAACGUUCAACCACAUCAGGAGUAACCUUAUAUCUAAUGAUGAGUGGAAGAUAAGCCUACGCAAUACGUACGAUGAAGCUCAUUCGAAGCUAUGGCGGCUGCUGUUAAAGCAAGGCAAAGUUGUCGAGGCACUUUUAACCGCUGAUCAGGGCCGCGCACAAGCCUUGAAUGAUCUUCUUGAAAUCAAGUACGGACUUAAAGGAUCACGUCGAGAAAUAGGAACACUGACUGCAACUACCCCUGACGUCCUUAAUUAUCUGCCAUCAAAUACAAUUUUCAUCGGAAUCAACGAGGAAGGAAUAAUUUUUUGGGUGAACGAAAGAGGAAAAGAAGUCAGGUCUAGAAGAAGGCAGAUUGAUGCUCCCGUCACGAAUUAUCUUCUUUCUCUGUUGGAGACAACACAAGAGAAAAUUGGUGUGAAUGAUGAUGUUUAUUGUGAAGAUGUUUAUUGUGCUCCCGUCACGAGUUAUCUUCUUUCUCUGUUGGAGACAACACAAGAGAAAAUUGGUGUGAAUGUUGAUGUUUAUUGUGAAGAUCGCUCAUUAAGGAACCCGAGAGAUGAACAGCGAGCAGAAGAAAGAGUUACCAGACCAAGAUCUCAUCCCUCGAGUCUUGAGACAAAUCCGUUACAAACAUUAUACAAUAUUUUUAUAGACCCUAUCAGAGACCUACUACAGGGAGAUGAAGUUGUGCUCGUUCCUGAAGGCCCUAUGUUUUUGGCACCUUUUGCUGCUUUUAUGGACCGAGAUUCAAAGUACCUUUGCGAAUCAUUCAGAAUCCGACUGCUUCCCUCCCUUUCUAGUCUGCAAUUAAUCUCAAAUUGCCCAGACGACUGGCACAGUGCGACUGAUGCUCUUCUCGUCGGCGAUCCGUGGGUAGAGGAAGUAGGUCGAGAUCAGUUGGAGUGGGCUGAGAAGGAAGUGAAGAUGAUUGGGGAAAUUCUUCAAACUGAGCCUCUUAUCGGAAAACAGGCAACAAAAGAUGAAGUUUUAAGACGCAUCUCCUCGGUUGAAUUGGUGCACAUUGCCGCUCACGGUCAAAUGGACACAGGAGAAAUUGCCUUGGCCCCCAACUUGGCACGAUCAUCCUCGAUUCCCGUCAGAGAGGACUAUGUCUUAACUAUGAAGGAUGUUUUAAAGGCGCAGAUUAGCGCAAGACUUGUUGUGCUUAGUUGCUGUCAUAGUGCUCAUGGAGAGGUCAAGGCUGAGGGCGUGGUUGGAAUCGCGAGGGCGUUUUUGGGUGCUGGUGCUCGUUCUGUUCUGGUAUCCCUGUGGGCGAUUGACGACGAGGCUACUAUGGAGUUCAUGAAACAUUUCUACCGACAACUUGUCAAUGGAAGGAGGGCUGGUGAGGCCUUGAAUGAAGCCAUGAAAUCCUUGAGAGAAUCUAACCGCUUUAGCAGAGUGAAGUAUUGGGCGCCGUUUGUUCUUAUUGGCGAUGACGUAACGCUCGAGUUUUAGGGGUUAAAUAACUGGCAAGGUAUGCAGGGUUUUAUUUCAGUUAAGAUCUUUGAGAAAUUAUUUAUUUAUUAUUUCUAUCAGGAGUUUUGAAAACGGACCGCGGAAGAUUGCACCUAUUUGACUGAAAAGAAGCCUGACAGAAGAAGUCUUUUUUGGCAAUAACGUUUUCAAAUUAAAAAUCCAGCGAGAUUUUUUUAUUUAUUUACCAAGAUGAUUUCAUGUACAAAAAUAAAACAAUAUAAAAGUGGACAAGAAUAUAGGAUGGACAUGGAUUCAAACUUGACAAAAUGGACCAAUUUUCGCGUUUUCAUGAUAUGCCUGCAAAAACCACCAGAAAAUGUUCUAUGGUUAGUGCUCCUUGAUGAAAUUUUUUUGGAUAUCAUAAGUUUUUAGAAGUCAGCAGGAGCAUUUUACGUAUAGGUUAAGGUACUAAGUAAUACUUUUAGCACAUAAUUUAGCUAAAAUAGCAACAUCUUCGCGACACAAUGAGCCCCUUUAAAUGAUACGAUGAAGUGCCAAGUUUUUAAUUUCUGUUUAUAAAGAUCUAACAGGCUUAAAAGAUUUUUUUCACUGGUUACAGUUCACUACCUUUAUCAGUUCUCCUACCUUGUUAACAUUGCUUCCUACUGUUUGUGUUGUGUAGGUACCACAGUUACAAAAGCAAAUACAGAGAAGCAAGACCUGGAUUUUCUUUUAAAGAUGAAGUUAGUUUCCGGCUGCUGAGUGGAGACUUCCUCUCAAAGAUAGGAUUUCUUUAUCCCUGAGGAGAGAUUGAUUGUUG